AUUGAGUUGUUCAGUGAAGGAGUAGUCCACACGAUUCAGUUAACCUAUUUAGGAUUGACGUUAAGGCACACGAUCCGUGGCCAUCCCAUGACGAUAAUAUUAUUUUGCCACCAAAUCACCCUUGUUCACCUCUCUCUCAUUCCUUACAAUUUGAAAAACAUACAAUGGAAUGGCCUCGAUUCAUACACUGGCUUCGGGUGUUGCAGACGAACUACGUGCCUCUUUAGUAGUGCAUUCGCUCGAACAGUGUGCUGCGGAGCUUGUACAAAACAGCAUUGAUGCCAAUGCAUCGACGAUUGAAGUCAAGGUCGAUAUCGCUGGUCACAGCCUUCAAGUCUCGGAUAAUGGGGAUGGAAUCACUUCAGCAGAUAUGGCACGCAUCGGAACACGUUACGCUACCUCCAAGUGUUCUAGCCUUCAAGAUCUCAAAUGUGUUUCGACCUAUGGUUUUCGUGGAGAAGCUGUUGCUGCCAUAGCUGAAAUGUCACUUUUGGACAUCGUCUCCCGGCCAAGGGAGCAAAAUCAAGUGUUUUCAACAAUAUUCAAGGGAGGAGAAAAGUUGUUUUGUGGACCAUCCAGCAAAUCCCCACGGUAUAUUCAUGGGACAACGAUUUCUGUGAGGGAUCUUUUCUACAAGUUCCCUGUCAGACAGAGAUACUGGUCAGAAGCCUCGAUCUCCAAACUGGAUUUAGAGCUAGAAAAAGUCAAGCGCUCAAUCGAAGCACUAGCCUUAGCCAACCCAAAGAUAUCGUUUAUAGUUGUGGACAUGAUGCGGGGCAACAAGAUUUUAAACUGUCGAAAGGCUGAUUCAAGGCUCCACAGGAUCACGGCUGUAUUUGGUCAGGCUUUAUCCUCAUCACUCACAUUUGUGCGAUCCAAUGCCGAAGACCAAACUUAUAGCUUCACUGGAUAUAUCUCGACUGUGGGACAUUAUAAUAGACUGUUUCAGUUUUUUUUUCUGAACAAUCGACCUAUUCAAUGCGAGAGCCUGCAAAAGACAGUCACACAGCUCUUUCAGCAAUCAUCGUUCUCAAAAGACAGUCUCCAACAUCACGAUGCGGAUGUGAGACGUUCCAGGGAGCGAUAUCCUGUAUAUGUACUCUCAUUGGUUUGUCCUACAAGUGAAUACGACAUUUGUGUGGAUCCUGCGAAAAGCAUGGUAGAAUUUGAGGAUGAAGAAAGAGUGCUUUACUUAGUUAGAGACACCAUCAUAAGCUUUUUGGAGCGACAGCAUCUCUUAUCUAGAUCGACAGCAGCGACGCUUCGAAGCCAAACAACUACAAGAAAACGGAAAUCGCGCGCAAAGGGUUUAGUAGGGGAAACUUUAGCCCCAAUAGAGCAUUUCUCUCAUGCCAAAUCGUCACGUCCAGUCCGGACUACCAGGACUUACCAAAGGGCUGCUUUAGAAGGCCUUGAAGGGGUUAGCGACACUGCCAGGAGCCAGGAGAUUGAUGUAGAGGAUGAAAUUGAAUUCGAACUAGAUUCCGAACGGAUAGCUGACAUGCUCAAUGAUGACUUUGAGAUGAGCGAAAUGGAAUAUAGUAGACGAAGCGGCAGCAGCAUAAUGUUGCCUGAGCCUAUGAGCAAAAGACCCUGUUCUACUAGGAUCUCACUCCCUCAUGUAACAGGUCCACAGUCGAGAUCAAACAACACAAGGACUUCUGGGAUAUGGGCGCAGGAUGCACUUCGCAAAUGGGCUAAUCCGGUGUUUUCCACGCCUCCUAGUCAUAUCCCAUCAUUACAAACGCUAAAACUCAAUGUCGGUCAAGGAGAUACUAAAAAGAGCAUGAGUAGGUAUUUUAGCACUCACACGGAUCAAUCGAGCCGUCCUGAGAUCAAAAGCCUUCAGCUCUCCAAGAGCUGUUUACAACAAGCGCAGGUUGUUGCUCAGUUGGAUCGAAAAUUUAUUUUGUGUACAAUGGAUGUCCCUGAUCCGGCCACAAAACCAGAAUUUGAUAAAAAUAAUAGGGCGAAGAGCCUGGUAGUGGUUGACCAGCAUGCAGCAGAUGAACGUGUGCGUGUGGAGCGACUGAUGAAGGAGAUGUGUGUCUGCUCGAGUCUGACGUUCACCCCAAGCCUUGAAUAUCCGAUCAAUAAGCAGACUGAUUCCGAGGCUUCAAUUCAUCGCCUAGAUAGCAUGCCCUUGAUCCCACCUCUUCCAAUUACACUGAGUAGAAGAGAGUGGAGGUUGGCAGACAGGUACAAGGAUUGGCUCUACCGUUGGGGAAUAGCUCUUGGCAAAAGCGCUUCACUUCCAAGUAUGACCAAUUCCCAGAGCCCUAUGCUGAACAUGGGAAGACAAGAGCCCGGCAUGGAGCAAGGUCAGGGUGAAGCCGCCCUGAUUUCCCAUCAUUUCCAGGAUACUCAAGAAGGACUCAAUGGCGACCCUGGAAACAAUGAUGAGGCUUUGGCACAAUGGCAACAGAGGCAUCAGCAUCAACAAGCCGAGAUGAGUAGGGAUACGAUCGAUCCCUAUCAUGUUGCGAAAUAUGACCAUAACCCCGGCUAUGUGACGGUAUUGCCUCGGGUCGUUGCAGAUCGAUGCGUUGUGGAUACAACUUUAACGCAAGAUCUUAUCAAGGACUGCAUUGGCUGGGCAGAAGAGCAUCAAUAUAGUAUCGCACAAGGUCGUUUGCAAGCUGACUCUGUGUCUGAUGAUACAACCGCUUGGCUGCAAUGCAUCAGAAGAUGUCCUCGAGGGAUCUUAGAUAUUGUUAACUCAAAGGCUUGCAGAAGCGCAAUUAUGUUUAACGACGAGCUCACAAUUAUUCAAUGUCAACAAGUUAUCAAAAACCUUUCCCAGUGUGUCUUUCCAUUUCAAUGUGCACAUGGCCGACCAAGUAUCGCCCCUUUAACUGUUUUAGGGCCUACUUUGUCGCGCCGUGAACAGGCUCGCCAGCAGAAGCAACAAAAUCUGCUACUGCUACAACAGCAAAAUCAAGGAUCACUAAGAGAGAGAUGUCGAAGUGUCGAUGAGAGCGAUCAAAACGGAAGAGUACCAUCAUCGAGACGACGAUCGCUAUUUUUAGGAAAUAAUAAGCAAUACAACAGCCGAGCCACAUUGGAUCCAAAAUGGUUAUCAUGGAAAAAAGACAUAUUAUAA
Molecule: messenger RNA, 3103 nt
Organism: Lobosporangium transversale
Lineage: Eukaryota; Fungi; Mortierellomycota; Mortierellomycetes; Mortierellales; Mortierellaceae
Exons: 9
Coding region: 170-3103 (977 amino acids)
Biological process (GO): mismatch repair
Cellular component (GO): mismatch repair complex
Molecular function (GO): mismatched DNA binding; ATP hydrolysis activity; ATP binding
Source: RefSeq, a predicted model, not a curated record